Messenger RNA from Patiria miniata (bat star), 5124 nucleotides. RefSeq names its product mitochondria-eating protein-like (gene spata18). Bases 137 to 1639 code for a protein of 500 amino acids. The record is from RefSeq and is a predicted model, not a curated record. Gene Ontology annotation, cellular component: mitochondrial outer membrane. NCBI's taxonomy places the organism in Eukaryota, Metazoa, Echinodermata, Asteroidea, Valvatida, Asterinidae. The transcript has 11 exons. Gene Ontology annotation, biological process: mitochondrial protein catabolic process; mitophagy by internal vacuole formation.
CGCAAUGUUGACGGAUGCGAUUAAAGAUCGGUAGCGGAAUCGCGGAACAGUACUACGGCCGUGGUACGUCAAUCGCAAAAUCGACAACAGCUCAGGAACUUCGAACAUUUCUACAGACUGAUUUCAUAGUCAUAAAAUGGCUGAAUCGCUGCGAAGAUUAGUCAAGACUGGAGGCUUCAGCACCCUUCAGGAUAAACUUGACCAGUGGUGUGACAAUUAUUUGGUGAAUACAUGUGAUGAGAAUGUUCAUCGUUGCUGUGAAUUGAUUGAGCUAACAUCACGCUUGCAAGGUCAACUCUUCCUAAUUCUUAAUCUCUCAGCAGCAGAAGGGGGUAUAUAUGGUGGAUGUGACGCACUGAAGAAUCGUCUGCUGCCUUGGUUGACUCAAGGCUUUACAUCAAGCAUUGCAACCACAGACUUAAGCUUAGAAAUGAUGGCUGAUGUUGCCAAGAAAGACCGAGCUUUGUCUAAGAUGAGAGCUGAUUUUGAAGCUCAAUUGCAGGACCUUGAGGAGGACUUGGAUACCUCCAGGAAUGUGUCAGAUUCACUCAAACAAGAAUUGCAAGACACAAAAUCCAAGCUGGAGGAGGAGCGUUCCUCAUCCAUGGGAGAGGCAAUACUGAAUGAAGAGGAUACAAUCAGACUUAACUCUAGCAUCAAAGCCCUGAAGGAUGAGCUUGAGGUGUACAAGUCUCGCGUUGGUGUUCUGGAGAGCUAUGAGAUUGAAGCUCGUAGAUUGAGGGAAGAUGUCAACUUAUUGAGAGAAGAGAAGGCCAUUCUAACAGGGAGGAUGGAUUAUCUGACAUCGUCCCUGCCUCCUACUAGCCCAAGGUCUACUGUUUCAGUCAGUAGUGAUGUUGUGCAGCGUGUACGUCAAUCUCAUCUGGUUACUCGUUUUGGUGAUAUGUUCUCACGUGAUCGUAUGGAUGCCAUGGAUAUCCUCCGUACAUUGUCUGAUGAUCAUGACAUCAAUCAACAGAUUGUCUUUGCUUGUGCUGAGGAAGCCUUUCACUGUGCUAAGAAAGCCUAUCGUCUGUAUCGUAGUAAGGUCCGCAGCACUCUGCAACUCACUCACACUGGGCCAGAAACCCUGGAAGAAGCUGUACAAAACUACAUCAAUAAGAAUGGACAGCUACUGGAUGUUCACAGCAUUGUGCAGGAUGUGUUACUGGCAAUGAACACUCAUCCAGUUCUGUCCUAUCCUCCUGAGGUGGAUUUCAAGUCUCUGUCUCUCUUCAUUCGUGAGUUGGUCAAGGUUGCUUGGGAAAUGAGUGCUUUGCCUAAUCCAUUGGAUAUCGCACCAGCUAGGAAGAGUGAACUGUUUGAUGACUUCAAGUACCGUCGCAGCUACGACUCUGAAUAUUCUGCUGCUCUGGUCAGUCACUACAUCUGGCCUGCACUACAGGAGGUUAUAACAGGCAAGAUUCUACUCAAGGGAGAGGCUGUAACCAGACGUGGCGCUACCCUUGCUUCUCCAAGAAGAAGUCGUAGUCCAAGCAGAGUUGUAACUCCAAGGAGUGGAAGGUCACCUAGUCCUCGUCGAAACAUGAACGGAUCCUUCAGCCCUGCAGGUUCUCGUCCUGGCAGUAGUUUGUCUCCGAGACCAAUGAGUGCCUCCUCCUCAUUUUCCAGUUACUAAGGUAACUAGUGAUAGUUGCCAAUGGAAAUAUCCAUCCUAUCCAGCGAAAUGAGGAUCAUUUCUUUGAAGCCUCUCUAGAUAAUGGACAUGCCAUAUUAGCUUUCUGGUGUGGUCAAUAUGUUCUUUAGUGAACACAGUUUCUGGCAAAGGGAUUGUCAGGGCACGUAAUCCGUCCAAAAUAGUUACCGUUUACAUUAUUGAUGAAAAUUAAAUUGAAUGAGGGAUUUAAAUCUACGACCUCAGGAAGGUUGCAGGCAUGAAUCCCAUUUAAAUCAGAAUUCUUUGCUUGACUGAAUACCAUCUAUGAUUCAAGAGACCCAAGUUGCUUUUCUCUUGUGGUUUAGUGGGAUUUUCUUAAACUUGACUGCUGUGAUGUGUGACACACAUGUAAAAGACCAGUGAAAUGAUUGUAUGAGAUGUGAUUUAAAAGAACCAGAUUUUAAGUGUUUGUGCAAAUAUUUGUGACGUGAGUGUUUUUUUUCCAAUUGAUUAGUCCAGAUGUAUGAAAAGAAUAUGUACAUGUAUUCUGAUUAAUGAUUCAACUAAUAUGUGAAAGUGCCAAUGUAUUUGUUUAUUGUAUUUUUAAAAUAUAUUAAAUGUAAUCGUUUCAAAAAUGUUAGAGUUUCAUUAAUUCUGGGAGUGACAUUCCAUAUCCGUCCAUAACCCAUUGUUGCUAUGCAAACUUUGUUAAGGAACCUCACAGAGCUGAAAUUCCUCAGUGCAUUUUACUUGAAUAUGAACUAAGUAUUAUAUUUUUAUUGCUCAUUUAUAAUAGGCAGUCUGCAUCUGCACUGAGAUAGCAAGGAUCACAGAUAUUAUUAGUGAUGGAACUACUGUAUUAUAGUUUUGUUAAUAGUGCGAUGACUCACAGUGAUGAUGAAUGACUGGCCAAUAUGAUGAUGAUUGGGGGCAAUCAUGCAAUUUAUUGCACUAACAAGUGCAUUAAUCUUGUGUUCACUACUGAUGCCAUGUGCUACUCCUUUACAAGAUGCAGCCAAAUCAUCUAAAUCUAUGAAAUGUGAUGGUUAAAGACAGUGACUUCCUACUCUGCCCACCCCAUCCCCUACCCGCCCCUCCCCUACCCAGUUGCCUACCUUCCUUCACCCCAACUGUAAUAACAUCAUCAUGAAUAUCUACCCAAUGUCUUCACAGUGAUUUCAAGUGGUCUGCCAAUAUCUCAUAUAAAUGCCAAUGUCUCCCCUAGCAUCCUACAUCUCACACAUGAUUUUAGAUUUAUUUUCACAGCUUGAUACAUGCAGGUUGAAGUGUGUAAUGAUAGAGUUGAGAGGAAGGAAGCGGGGAUCCUUAAGUAGUUCUUGCCUCAUUUCUCUAUUUACCUUCUACCAAGUCGUUUGGUUUGUUCAUCAGUUUAACAAACAAAGAUCCAACUUAAUACUCCUGUCCACAUGUAGGGACUUACUCUGAAUGGUACAUAUCAACAGAAUGCCAAGAGCUGGUGAAAGAAACACAUACCCUAAAUUCACUCCGAGAGUGGUAAAGAGUUAAUGCUAAAAAUAACUCUUGUGAUAAUACAAUUUGUAAUCUGUAAAGGGGGGUACAGUACUCAGAGAAAUGUUUAUACACAUCUUUUGUCAUGUAAAUUGUGAAAGUUUCUGGCUUAACAAACGUUGUCUAUUUAAAGUGUGUAAGCAGUUUCAUAUAGGAAGCACACAAUACAAUGUGCCUAUAAAUGGGGAUGGACAUUUAAGAGUGGAGUGAAAUUGAGAGUUCUUGACUUGUAAAAACAAAGAUGGUAACUUUGUUCAUCUGGUUUUUCAUAGCCAGCAACCGUAGAAGAAAAAAAAAAACCCUUGAAGUCGGGGAAUCCAACCCACGUCUUGUUUACCAAGUGAUCAGCUAGCAUUCAUUAUAUUUGUUGCAUUCCAUAUUUGGAUAUAGGCCCUGUUUAGAGUGCUUCAGAUUUUUCACAUUUUCCCGAUGUGUCAUAUAUACUGAGUUUGUUGAGAUUGUCUAGAAUGGAGAAGUGCCUUUAGUCUUUUAAUCCCAUUUUUUCAAUUAGCCACAGAUUGGAGUUACUUGUAUAAACAAAUAGAAUAGUAUAAAUACACAAUGUAAUCUGAAUGUAUAUUUAAUUAAUUCCAGUGUUUAUGAUGUAUUGAGUGGAUUGAGCUGCGAGUGGUAACUUGCUUCUUGCAUUAAACCCCAGGAUAUCAAUUAAUGAACAUAGACUUUCAAGUAAUUGUCUAUAGUAAGUAGAAAGCAAAAGGAAAGAGCUACUUUAUCGAAGAAGAUUUCUUGGUGAGAUGGAUGAAUGUUUCCGGUUGACUGGUGCUCUCUUACCAAUUUUUACAUCAAAUUACCCUCACAUGCCAGAAACAAGUAUAUUUAACCAAACAUUUCACUGGCUUUUUUUACGGCAGUGAAAAACGAAUUACAUUUCUUUCCCCAGGUCAAAACAAACACUACUAUCCAGUUAUCGAUUUGAGUCUCAUAAGAACUUAAGAAUGGAAUCAAAGCAAUUCUGGUAGCAGCGAGCUGAAGAUGAAAGAUACUGAGAAGGUCUUAUCAAAAUAGGCCAGGUCAUGUUGAGCUCAUAUAAUUCAGAAGUUGAUAAUGCAGACAUUUUGCGGUAGUGCAGUUUCAAGGCCCGAGUCCAUAGAAAGAACUUCUCCGUUUCUAUGUGUGAACACUCACCUUACUCUUCAUUUCUGGGCAAAGAAAUCCUCGUUCAAUAAAGCAGCUCUUGAGAGUGUUUGUCUGGUUGUAGACUAUGGCACGGAAUGACAUGUCUGCCUGUGUCCAGACCCUUACUCUUCCCAACGACUCAAAACCAACAUCCAAACAGUGAGAUUGUUAAAUGCUGCUUUUGGAUUUUGUUAUCGAAACAAUUAGAGUCAUGUGUUAAUCAUUACCCUUAAUAUAACCAAAUUAAGAAAGUGUGCUUUAAAUUCUUUUGGAUGUUUGUAUUAUUUAAUUGUUCAUUAAACAGUAAUUGAUUUUUUUAAUUAUUCUUUUGAAUCAGAAAUAUGUUGAAAUUAUUCUCUAGAAAUUGUUUGCAGUGUCACCACUUUUGAGAAAACAAAGUUUACCUAAAUGUUUACGGACAGUAUUUAAUUAUCUUCAUCACGCCAUUAAACAAAGCUGAUGCUUUUAUUUUGAGGCAUGUUACUAUGGAUUUAAUACAGCUGAUAAAAAGGAUUUUUUUAAACAAAACUGCAAGUAAAAACGUAAAAUUCAAGAACUAUUCUAGGUUUCAGUUACAAGAAUUUCUAUUAAUCUUUUCAUGAACUGGUCAAGAAGAGCAGUAUUACUGAUGUAAUCCGAGCCAUUCCAAGUUUGUAUUUUAUCUUAUAAAAGAUUUAUUUUCAAGAUUUGUAACAAAUUUUAACUUUUUUUAUAAUUGAGGUCUUGCACUUUUGCAGUAUCUGUGCGUUUUUAUUCAUUUUGAGUGAAUUUAUAUAUUUUGCUCGUUCCAGUGGAAAAAAAAGUUGUUUAGGAAUAAACCAGGUUUGAGUGCAAAGUCA